GUUUGAUGCGUGUUUUUGUCCAAUUCUGUGAUUGAAGAUUUGAAUUUUGUUAAGGUCUGGUGGAAGUUCACUACAAUGGCGGCAAGGAAGGCUGGCUUAAUUGCAUUGUUCGAUGUUGAUGGGACUCUCACAGCGCCGAGAAAGGUGGCUACUCCACAGAUGUUAGAGUUCAUGCGGAAACUCCGGAAGGUUAUUACAGUUGGGGUUGUUGGAGGAUCUGACCUUGUUAAGAUAUCAGAGCAGCUUGGAAGUUCAGUUAUUGAUGACUAUGAUUAUGUAUUUUCCGAAAAUGGUCUAGUGGCUCAUAAAGAUGGGAAGCUCAUUGGCACCCAGAGCUUGAAGACAUUUCUUGGAGAAGAAAAGCUGAAGGAAAUUAUUAAUUUCACACUUCAUUAUAUUGCCGACUUGGAUAUCCCAAUAAAAAGGGGAACCUUUAUAGAGUUCCGAAGUGGGAUGCUCAAUGUAUCACCAAUUGGGCGAAACUGCAGCCAGGAAGAGCGUGAUGAGUUUGAAAAGUAUGACAAGAUUCACAACAUACGUCCGAAGAUGGUUUCUGUGCUUCGUGAGAAGUUUGCUCACCUAAACCUGACAUUUUCUAUUGGAGGACAAAUAAGCUUUGAUGUUUUCCCCCAAGGCUGGGACAAGACAUACUGCUUGAGAUACCUUGAUGAUUUUCCUGAAAUCCACUUCUUUGGCGAUAAAACAUACAAGGGAGGAAAUGACCAUGAGAUUUAUGAAUCAGAACGGACUGUGGGUCACACAGUCACCAGCCCUGAUGAUACUGUAGAGCAGUGUGCAGCUCUCUUCCUUGCCAAAUCAAGUUGAAUUCCCCUAGCAUCUGUCAACCGUUUUUCAUCCUUUUAAUCUUUAUUAUAUGCCAUUUGUAAUCUAGAAAUGACAAUAAAUGUGUAUCCAAACUACCAAGUUAUGUGAGUUAUGUCUGUUGUCCUUUCAUUUGAGACUAGGCAAUUUAUGGUGCCCUUGUUUAUUAAAACACUGGCACUACCAUGAUUACUUAUCUGUAUUCAACAUCUAUGUACUCAACAUGUAAGCGCUCAAACAUUUGAGAACUUGGAAAUGGCCCAAGUGAUGAGUCCAUUUUGAUAUCCAAAUUCAGAACUGUUGUGGAAUGAUAUAAGGAGUUCAGGUAUUCUGUAA
Messenger RNA from Vitis riparia (riverbank grape), 1158 nucleotides. Its product is annotated as phosphomannomutase. The transcript is spliced from 11 exons. Gene Ontology annotation, cellular component: cytosol. Gene Ontology annotation, biological process: protein N-linked glycosylation; mannose metabolic process; GDP-mannose biosynthetic process. The coding region runs from base 76 to 825 and encodes 249 amino acids. Gene Ontology annotation, molecular function: phosphomannomutase activity. Lineage: Eukaryota; Viridiplantae; Streptophyta; Magnoliopsida; Vitales; Vitaceae. The record is from RefSeq and is a predicted model, not a curated record.